GUCUAAAUGAAAUUACAGCUACAAUCAAGACCUUGGCUGGACUUUUUCUGUGCCCCUAGGAAAACGGAUGCAGUGUUAUGCGGAACAAACAACGGUGGAUACUGGGAUAUACCCUCGGGACCUCGGUCGGCACGGUUCCCCGCAAGUGGCCAUCUCCGCAUCAGCCACGCUUAUCCUCCGCAAUCCACAUGCAAUUCAGGGGCUAUUUCAACUGUGCUUUACAUACUACUUGACGACUGACGAAGAAUUCUGCAAUAUUGCAACAUCGAUACAACCUAACUUAACGAAUACUAACGAUCUUCAUCAUGGGCAAGAAACCAGCAGGUCCCGCCUACGUCCUGGGCGUGGGGAUGACCAAGUUCAUCAAGCCCCGGGGCAAGGUGGAUUAUCACGAACUUGGAUUCGAAGCUGGUGUCAAGGCCAUGCUGGAUGCUCACAUUAACUACGACGACGUCGAACAAGGUGUCGCCUGUUAUGUCUACGGGGACAGCACCUGCGGUCAACGCGUGUUCUACCAGUUUGGUCUGACUCAGAUUCCCAUCUACAAUGUCAACAACAACUGUUCCACCGGCUCCACGGGUCUGGCCAUGGCCCGGACGAUGGUCUCUCAUGGCGCUGCGGAUUGUGUUCUGGUUGUCGGAUUCGAGAAGAUGAGCCCAGGGAGUCUUCAGUCGGUCUAUAAUGAUCGCGCCAACCCAACGGGCUUGUUCGGUUCGAUGAUGGCAGAGACCAGAGGCGUCACCAACGCUCCUGGCGCAGCACAGAUGUUCGGGAACGCUGGUCGGGAAUACAUGGAGAAAUACGGUGCCAAAGCGGAAGACUUUGCUGAAAUCGCCCGGAUCAACCAUGAACACUCGAAGCGCAACCCCUACUCCCAGUUCCAAGACGAGUAUACGCUCGAGCAGAUUCUCAAGGCGCCCAAGAUCCAUGAGCCCCUCACCAAGCUGCAGUGUUGCCCGACCUCGGAUGGAGCGGCAGCAGCAGUCAUCGUCUCCCAGGCAUUCCUCGAUGCACGUCCACAUCUUAAAGACCAAGCCGUCCUUAUCGCAGGCCAGCAGCUCUCGACGGACAACAGCACGCUUUACAACCGUAGCUCCAUCGACUUGAUGGGGUUUGGAAUGUCCCGCGGGGCAUGCCGGGCCGCGACGGCGGAGGCGGGCGUCAACGUGAAGGACAUCAAGGUGUGCGAGCUGCACGAUUGCUUUUCCGCCAACGAGAUGAUCACCAUCGAUGCGCUCGAGCUGUCGGAGCCUGGCAAGGCACACGAGAUGGUCCAGAAGGGCGACAUCACCUACGGAGGCAAGAUGGUUAUCAAUCCGUCUGGCGGGCUCAUCUCCAAGGGGCACCCGUUGGGUGCCACGGGUCUCGCGCAAUGCGCCGAGCUGGUGUGGCAUCUGCGCGGCUGGGCCAACAAUCGGUUGAUUGCUGGCACGGAUGCGGCGUUGCAGCAUAACCUGGGCUUAGGUGGUGCCGUGGUGGUGACAGUGUACAAGCGGGCGGAUGGCAAGGUUGCAACGCCAGUGCCGUCGGACGUCGUUGCUAAGAUUACUGGUCUGGGCUAUAACCCGGCUGUGGAGGCCAAGGGGUUCACGGCCGAGCAGGCCAAGUCGGUGCAGAGCAGAAACCACAGCGACAAGUGGGCCUUGGGAGACACGCAGGAGAGGGUUCUGGCGCGUUUCUAGUGCGAUGGUUGCAUUUGACAUGAUGAUAGUUAAUGACAGUUCCGUCUCUUCCAGAGCUUUUCCAUUAUGUCCUCUCGUGU
Aspergillus ibericus CBS 121593 is the source of this 1762-nucleotide messenger RNA. RefSeq names its product putative sterol carrier protein. The transcript has 2 exons. The record is from RefSeq and is a predicted model, not a curated record. Lineage: Eukaryota; Fungi; Ascomycota; Eurotiomycetes; Eurotiales; Aspergillaceae. The coding region runs from base 306 to 1682 and encodes 458 amino acids. Gene Ontology annotation, molecular function: acyltransferase activity, transferring groups other than amino-acyl groups.